Stylonychia lemnae is the source of this 1428-nucleotide messenger RNA. The record is from the annotation of a GenBank genome assembly. Lineage: Eukaryota; Ciliophora; Spirotrichea; Sporadotrichida; Oxytrichidae.
AUGGAAAAAGCAGAUAAAAUCAAUUAAAAUAAGCAGUCUAAAUAUCAAAAUAUUUGCCAGGUUACUCAUAUAUCUUUAGGAUUUUUAUUCCUAUAUGUUGCAUUUAACAGCACUUAGAAUCUAACCUCAAUACUCUUGGACUAGGACGGGUACGGCAAACUUGGAUUCUAUUCACUUGGUGUCUAAGCAAUAUUCUAAGGUAUUGGAUCUCUCAUGUCUUCUGGAAUCGUCAAUAAAUUUGGAGUAAAGACGAGCAUGGUCUUAGGUGCUCUCUUUAAUUCAUCAUGGGUACUGCAAAGUCUUAUCCCAGCUUAAAGAUAUUAUAAUCAAGAUUCUGAUAAUUGGGCUUACAGUGAGACUUUUUACUACAUUAUAAAUAUAAUUGUAUCCGCAGCAAGUGGAUUCAUGGGUUCAAUACUUUGGGUGGCUGAGGGUAAAUACAUCAGCGAAUGUGCUACAGAAGAGACUAAAGGAUUUUACUUUAGUUAUUUCUGGAUGUUUUAUAUGCAAUCUUAGGUAUUUGGUAACCUCAUUGCAGCUUUAGUCCUUGGUGAGAUGGACUAAGUCAGCUAUUUCAUUAUUAUGUCGGUAAUUGCAUUCAUUGCAUCAAUAAGCUUUGCAUUUUUAAGAUAACCUAAGAAAGUAGCUACAAAUGAAGAAGUUAGUAUUUCAUUAUUUACACCAGAAAAUAUUAAUCUCAGCUCAGCUCAUAAUAGAGAGAGUACACCUGAUUUUAACAGUAGUGCUGGUUUAUUAUAAAGUCAAAUGCCGAAGAAAAGAGGAUUUUGGAAUGAUGUACAUAGAGUUUGGUCAUUGAUGAUAUCAAAGAGAAUGCUGCUAUUUUUACCUCAACUACUUUGGAUUGGAGUUAGUAUAGCAAUUUAUAGUGGGUUACUUGUAACUAUUAUCUAGACUUCUCUAACAGAGGAGACCAUAGACAAAAAAAAUGAAAAAUCUAUGUUGGCAUUGGUUGCUUUCGGCUUUGGAGAGAUAUUUGGUGCUUUAAUUAUAGGUUAAAUCGUAGAUCGAGUUAAUAGCCGUAUUGCAUCUCUAUUUAACUGCCUUUUUAUUGCUAUUGCUACAAUACUCACGAUUAUUUUCUUAAAACAUGAAUAGUAUAACUGGUUCACAUUCUUAAUGGCUUUUAUGUGGGGAGUGGAGGAUGGCUCAGCAAAUACCCAUGCGCUUGAGAUGCUUGGAUUCGAAUUUGAUGAUAACACAGAUCCUUUUGCAAUAUUUAGCAUGUUUGAGGCUCUUGCGGUGUUUAUUUUUCAAAUAAUUCAGAGCAGAGUUAAUGACACCUAGAAAUUCAUAAUAUACAUAGCUGUUGUUGGUGGAGUUGGCACUGUAAUGUGUGGAGCUACCUAUUUCUUUAGUUUCAAAGAAAAAAGAUCAAAUAAUAAAGAAUUAAUGAAUCAAGAGUAAUGA